Molecule: messenger RNA, 5245 nt
Organism: Boeremia exigua
Lineage: Eukaryota; Fungi; Ascomycota; Dothideomycetes; Pleosporales; Didymellaceae
Exons: 5
Coding region: 133-4932 (1599 amino acids)
Biological process (GO): negative regulation of transcription by RNA polymerase II
Cellular component (GO): chromatin; Sin3-type complex
Molecular function (GO): transcription corepressor activity
Source: RefSeq, a predicted model, not a curated record
ACACAGGGUUCCAGCACCUGGCUUGGACUCUAGUCGAGCCUUGUACAAUCUCAAGACCGCUCUUCGGCCGCGUACGCGUCGAUUCGGUGUCUUCGCUGCAUCCCCUACCGCCACAGAAUCGCAAACGCCGAGAUGAAUCCAGCACAUCGCGAAGGAUGGCCUUCGUCGCAGGUACCGGCGCCUGGGCAGACACCGCAACAACAAGCGGAGCAGAACCAGAGACAGCCUGCGCGUCCGCUGGAUUCCUACGGGCCAAACAACCCAAACGCGCAAGCUCCCACACACGCGUCACCUGCGCAAGCCCCAGGGCCUGUGCUCCCGCCCCCCUCUAACAAGCCAUUCUACUCAUCGAACGCGGCUGCGGCCCACAAUCAAAACCUGCCGCCGCUUCCUGGCUUGUCGGGUCAGCCUCCACACUCGUCGCCCCACCAAUCUGCGCAAAGAGCGCCUUCAACAGAGGCAGGACCGGUCGCGCAAGGACACCAGAUGCCACAGGGUCCACCGUACUCCCUACCGGGCAUCUCCCAGACUUUGCAGCAGCAACAAGGCACACUACAAGAACAGGCCAACGCAGAAAGGGAACGAGAGCUGCGCGAACGCGAAACACGAGAGCGCGAGAUAAUGGAGUCGCACGCGGCCCAGCAUGCUGCGCAGCAGGAAGAACAUGCAAAGCGCGAGGCUGAGCAACGCGAUCGAGAGAUGCACGAGCGUCAGCAGCGCGAACAAGCUGCGCUCCAAAACCACUCUGCGCCAAUCCAGAUCCACCAGCCCGUUGCUGUAGCCCCAUCGACACGAACAGUGCUUGGACCGAACGGUCUGCUCGGUCAGUCAAGUUCAUUGGUAGGAGCAAACCCACUGGCUGGCCAGACAGGAGGGCCAAACGCUGCGGGCCCUCUCUACGGCAAUGCGCCUGCUCAGCACGACCAGACCACGCCGCGCAUGCAGCACGCUGUGCAAGCGCCAACACAGGCUCAGAUGCUGAUGCCAUUUACUGGCCCACCUGGUGCCAUGGGCAUGGGUCAGGGUCAACAACCAAUCCUCAAUGACGCUCUAAGCUACCUUGACCAAGUCAAAGUCCAAUUCGCCGAUCAUCCCGAUGUCUACAACCGCUUCUUGGAUAUCAUGAAGGAUUUCAAGAGCGGUGCUAUUGACACCCCUGGUGUCAUUGAACGCGUUUCCACACUCUUCGCCGGCAAUCCGAACUUGAUUCAAGGCUUCAACACAUUCCUGCCUCCGGGAUACAAGAUUGAAUGUGGAACAAAUGGAGAUCCAAAUGCGAUCAGGGUUACCACACCCAUGGGCACAAUGGUCUCGACUAUGCCUGCUCCAAGGCCUCUGUCACCCCCACGUAGCGCAGCCACAAACGGCGGCGUCGCAACUCAACAAGAGGCUGCAUUCUAUGAAACAACUCAAGGACGACCCUGGCCCCAGCAACAGAGGGCACCAGAGCACGCUGAGUCGCUGUUCUCGCCGAACAACCGUAAUCUUGUUCAGCAACUGUAUGGCGCACAGCAAGGGCAGCAAGGACCUGCACCGCAUUCACCAGAGGCGACUACGCGCCCACACCCAGAUGCUGCUGCCUCGGCGGCCGCACUUGCACACCAACAGGAACAGCAGGGCGUCUCUCAGCUUCAGAACGCAGUGUCUGCAGCUACCGGACGUUCUAUGCUUGCAUUGAGCGGCGACGCAUCUGCUGCUCUGCCUGUGCAGGCACUGAAUGGCGCGGUCCAGGUUGCUCAGAUGGGUGGCCCUGGCGCUGAGAAGCGUGGUCCAGUCGAGUUCAAUCAUGCCAUCAGCUACGUCAACAAGAUCAAGAACCGCUUCGCGUCACAACCUGAUAUCUACAAGCAGUUCCUGGAGAUUCUCCAGACAUAUCAGCGGGAGUCGAAACCCAUUCAGGAUGUCUAUGCCCAAGUCACCGGAUUGUUCAACGCUGCUCCUGAUCUACUGGAAGACUUCAAGCAGUUCUUACCGGAAUCAGCCGCUCAGCAUAGAGCACAGCAGCAAGCCGCGAGGCAUGCUGAAGAUGCGGUUAUGCUGAGCAAUGUUCGUGGCGACGCUGCUGGGUAUGGUCAGACGCCAAACCUUCAGCAAACCCCACGCGCAGAUCAAUCACGACUGCCUCCCAUGGGCAACUUUGCUCCUACACCUACUGCGAACCGUGACAACAAGCGAAAACGUGACCGACAAGGGCCAGUGGCAGCGCCCAUGCCCACACCAAUGGCUCAGGAACCAACGAUGUCGAACGUUCGUGGCGGCACCUUGGGACCGAGCGCUGCAAACAAGCGCGCCAAAACUGGCCAUGCCGCGAAGCAGACCGUACCUGAAGGUCCUCCGGUCUCGCCAACUCUCACGCCAGCACUGCCGGAGCCCAUCCCGCCAACAACUACAACCACACCAAGUCAGGAUGAGCUUGCUUUCUUCGACCGUGUGAAGAAGUUCAUUGGCAACAAGAACACAAUGAAUGAGUUCUUGAAGCUGUGCAACCUUUACUCACAGGACCUGAUUGACAAAACGCUCCUUCUCUAUCGCGCACAGUCCUUCAUUGGGGGCAACCCAGAACUGUUUGCUUGGUUCAAGAAGUACAUGGGUGAAGACGACGAUCAACAGAAGACUCGUCCCAAGACUGUCAACUCUCGGGUGUCACUUUCAAACUGCCGUAGUCUUGGGCCUAGCUACCGUCUGCUGCCAAAGCGCGAGCGUGAGCGGGUGUGCAGCGGCCGUGAUGAGCUAUGCAAGUCCGUCCUGAACGACGAGUGGGCUUCUCAUCCAACGUGGGCCUCCGAAGACUCCGGGUUUAUCGCUCAUCGCAAGAAUCAAUUUGAAGAAGGUCUUCACAGGAUCGAAGAAGAGCGUCACGACUAUGACUUCAACAUCGAGGCUUGCAGUCGCACCAUUCAGCAACUAGAGCCAAUUGCGAACCAGUUGCUGACUAUGAAGCAAGAGGACCGUACCAACUUCGUGCUUCCAGCCGGCCUUGGAGGACAGAGCGAGACUAUCUACAAGCGCGUCAUUAUGAAGAUCUACGGCCGCGACAGGGGCAAGGACGUCAUCAAAGAACUGUUUGCCAUGCCCUGGAGCGUAGUACCAGUCUUGCUGCACCGCCUGAAAUGCAAGCUGGAAGACUGGAAAGCUGCUCAGCGUGAAUGGGAAAGGGUCUGGCGCGAUCAGACGCAGAAGAUUUUCUGGAAGUCUUUGGAUCAUCAGAGUCUAUCUGUGAAGCAGGCCGACAAGCGUCAAUUCCAGCCCAAGUCUUUGACCAACGAGGUCCUCGUCCGUUACGAGGAGCAGAAGCGUCUGCGACAAGUCCAGGAGAUUCCCCAGACUGAGUACCAGUUCGCUUUCUCAUUCAAGGACGAAGAGGUUCUCUUUGACGUCGCUCGCCUGAUGAUCACGUUCGCGGAUAACAACAGCGGCACUGAAUACGCCAAGGUGGUUCCAUUCAUCAAGGAGUUUGUGCCUCUAUUCUUCGGUCUUGACCAAGCCAAAUUCGAGCAGCGUGUCCAGACAUCAGGCCGCGAGACACCCAACGAGUCCGGCGAUGACACACCAAGCCCUGACGACGAUCUUGGCCAGCGAUCGCAAAAACCGAAGAAGGGUGACUUGCGACGUGACGUACUCGAUCCACGUGGCAAGUCCCGCAAAGACAAAGAUGAUAGCCUUGCGUCAGCAAGCCGGGAUACAACUCCAGAGAUCGCUUCAGGUGUCGAAGACGAGGCUGCCGCGGAUAGCUCCAACUCCAAUGGCCGUGACGAGCAAGCUGCGGGUAGCUGGGUGGAGUACUCAGCACAGCCUGCAGCUCUUGAUGACAAGGAAAUCGAGCACGACGAGCCAUACAGACGUAUUGAAUACAACAUGUAUGCCAAUGCGUCUAUCUACUGCUUCUUCCGAAUGUUCGUUUACCUAUACGAGCGAUUGCUGAAGCUCAAGGAGAGCGAGGACAAUGUCCGCAAGGUCGUCAGUCGCGCAAUGGAACCUAAGGCGGCCCGACAACUCAAGAUGCUGGACAAGCAGCCGGAUGAUUUCUUUAAGGAUACGUCUUCGUCUGCGAGUUUCUAUCAGCAAGUGCUGGAGAUGUUUCAAGACCAGAUCCUCGGUGAAGUUGAUAUGGGUUUCAUCGAAGAGACAUUGCGACGGUAUUACUUGCAGAUCGGCUGGCAGAUGUAUAGCUUCGACAGGCUCAUCAACUCACUCGUCCGUUUUGCUCUUGUCGUAGUCAGCUCUGACAGCAAGGACAAGAGCAUUGACAUCUACAACCUGUUCAGGAAGGACCGAGUCAAUGACACCACGUCGCACAAGAACGAGAUUAGCUACAGGAAGGCAGUCGAGAAGUAUGCAAAGGACGCUGACACCUAUCGCAUCACAUACGAUCCUGCGAAGACAGAAGCUACUGUUCGCCUUUUCAAGAAGGACGAUCCCACAUUCGACUCAAGCGCACUGGACCGAACCAGGCGUUGGCGCGCAUACCUCGCUUCUUUCCAAGCUGUAGAGCCCACCGAAGAGGUGGACCACGCAAAGGUCCAAUAUCCUUACCUCAAGAAACGCCUUUCCAAGGUGGAAGACCUUCCCCAGCAGGAUGAUCGUCUUGAUGUUGUGAAACACAGCGAUAAGAUUACGGUCUCAAUCAGCCCACAAACCUACAACAUCACGUUCAUCAACAGCGAGCCCUUCGGUACCGGCGGCGUUCAGUAUUUCACGCUUCCGGACACCGUCCGUGCAGGCAUCAGCGAGAGCACAUCGCAACCGAAUGAGCAGUUCAAGGCCCUUAACGACACAAGGCGUGAGCGAGCUCAAGAGAAGCUUGUGCGCAACAACACUUGGAUGAGGGAUCUCAGCCGUGACGAGGUUGACUCCAAGAAGAUUGUCUUCAAGAAGGGAAUUGACGAUGCCCAGCAAUCAGGGGAGGAGGACGUUGAGAUGGCAGAGGGAUAAUUUGAUUUCAGGAAUACGGCGUCUGGCGAAUUGCACAUCUCGAACACGAAACACAUAACGAGGAUGGGUGGUUUAUGCUUGCUUACUGGCUUGUGGACAGUUGUAUACCUGAGUGUAUGGGCUAAGCGUUGGAGCGUGCAUGUGAGACUGCGCAACGCAGUCGUGGCGUUUGGUUUGAUAACCAACUUUAUAUCCAUAUCAUGAUUCGUGUUCUUCCGCGUAAACGAGACUGCCCUAUCACUCUUGAACCCAAGUCCUGUCAUCUGCAAGCUUGCUGACGAAGACUCAAGAAUUCUUCGAUGGACACUCGGCA